AUGAGUAAAUCGCAAAGUAAAGAAUUUUUCAAGAAAAAACAACGUUGUCAAAAUAAAAAGAAUAGUGCUACUAGUGUUGGUAUUAAUGUUAUUAGUCCAACAAUGAACAAUGUGGGACAAGGUAAACCGUAUCAUAUUCAAACAUCUCAUGGAAAUACAACUGGUUUGGUUGUUGGUGGUGAAGAUCCAGCUCUUGUUGUUAUUAAUCCACAUCCACUACCAACGAUACAUCAAACAAAAGAAAAACGUACAAAAAUUUGUUGUUUAUUGUAA
Molecule: messenger RNA, 273 nt
Organism: Rotaria sordida
Lineage: Eukaryota; Metazoa; Rotifera; Eurotatoria; Philodinida; Philodinidae
Source: the annotation of a GenBank genome assembly